Messenger RNA from Peromyscus leucopus (white-footed mouse), 2925 nucleotides. It is a transcript of the gene Derl1, whose product is annotated as derlin 1. Bases 181 to 936 code for a protein of 251 amino acids. Lineage: Eukaryota; Metazoa; Chordata; Mammalia; Rodentia; Cricetidae. Gene Ontology annotation, molecular function: ubiquitin-specific protease binding; misfolded protein binding. Gene Ontology annotation, cellular component: endoplasmic reticulum membrane; Hrd1p ubiquitin ligase ERAD-L complex. Gene Ontology annotation, biological process: endoplasmic reticulum unfolded protein response. The transcript has 8 exons. The record is from RefSeq and is a predicted model, not a curated record.
GAAGUUUCCCUUGUGAGCGCUGCCUCGCUUGUCCGAAUUCGGUGGCGCCACGUCCGUCGGUCUCCGCCUCCUGCACCGCGGCUGCGUCCCUACUUUUCCCUGGCCGAGCCGGCCGAGGAGCGCGGGGUGGGCACGGGAGGACGCGCGGCGCUGCGCAGCCGACCCCCUUGACGGGUGACCAUGUCGGACAUCGGGGACUGGUUCAGGAGCAUCCCGGCCAUCACGCGCUACUGGUUUGCGGCCACCGUCGCGGUCCCUUUGAUCGGCAAGCUCGGGAUCAUCAGCCCGGCCUACUUCUUCCUCUGGCCCGAAGCCUUCCUCUAUCGCUUCCAGAUAUGGAGGCCAUUCACUGCCACCUUUUAUUUCCCCGUGGGUCCAGGAACUGGAUUUCUUUAUUUGGUCAAUUUAUAUUUCUUAUAUCAGUAUUCUACACGGCUUGAAGCAGGAGCUUUUGAUGGGAGGCCAGCAGACUAUUUAUUCAUGCUUCUCUUUAACUGGAUUUGCAUCGUGAUUACUGGUUUAGCAAUGGAUAUGCAGUUGCUGAUGAUUCCUCUGAUCAUGUCAGUACUUUAUGUCUGGGCCCAGCUGAACAGAGACCUGAUUGUAUCAUUUUGGUUUGGAACACGAUUUAAGGCCUGUUACUUACCUUGGGUUAUCCUUGGAUUCAACUAUAUCAUUGGAGGCUCGGUGAUCAAUGAGCUCAUUGGAAACCUUGUUGGACAUCUUUAUUUCUUCCUGAUGUUUAGAUACCCAAUGGACUUGGGAGGAAGGAAUUUUCUGUCCACGCCUCAGUUUUUGUACCGCUGGCUGCCAAGCCGGAGAGGAGGGGUGUCAGGCUUUGGUGUGCCCCCAGCUAGCAUGAGGCGAGCUGCUGACCAGAAUGGUGGAGGCGGGAGACACAACUGGGGCCAGGGCUUCCGACUUGGAGACCAGUGAGGAGCAGCCCUGGCCUACCCACCAGCCAUGCUAAGCAGAUGACAGUUUCUUCCCAGUGCUGGGCACGCUUCAUGGCCAAGUUCUUGCUGCCGUUCUUGGACCUGACCCACGCUGAAUGUAGUCUUUCCGUACAAGACAACAUUUUUAAAUCCUGAAGGAAAAUACAAGUGUUCCUCAAGUUUCAUGAUGUUCAUUCAAGUCCUUACUGCUCUGAAGAACAAAUAUCAGCUGUGCAGAUUUCAAAACCAACUCCUUUUCUGGUGUCUUCUUCCUCCCUUUCCAUCUGAAUAAUGGGCUGGGCAAGUGGGGUUGGUUAGCCAAGCCCUGUGAAAGGAUCCCUUCCUCUUUCUCACACACAUGUUCCCAGAGUUGCAGCUAGAGUUGUCCACAAAAUGGUUUUGCCUUUGACAACCUCUGAUUUAUUGACUUUUGCCAAAGCUUGGUCACAAAGAGCUUGUUCCCACAUCGUUCUCGGCUGUUCCUGGCAGGACUGUGACAGUAGGGGAAGCGUGGAGCAGCGGCUGAAGAGCUCUCAGCUGUGGGGACUGGAGCAGCCUGACGGCAGUGCAGCCGUUGGCCGCCGCCGCCGCCGCCGCCGCUGUCUCAGAUGUUUAUGUACAGAAGCACCACUGAGUCAGUGAGGGCCCAGACUGGGAGUGGUGAGGGUUAGGAGUUGUUGCUAGGCACUUUUCUCCCCCCUAAGCCAAGUGAUCCAAACCAUAGUGGAGUGCUUCUAACCUAGAGGAUGGGUUUAAACAGGCUGUCUGUGUUUCUUCAUGGGAUGGACUGGCCUUGUGUACCCUGAGCAGUUGUGCUGUGCUGUGCUGUGUUAGGAGCUUCCAGAUCACACUGGCCACACAUGUCCUGGAGGCAAACUUGGGGGCACUGAUUCCGUUUCCUCCUCAUUGUGUGGGUGGGUGUUGACUGAGUCAGUGGAGGAGAGAGCAUCAGACUCUUUAAAUUUUUCUUUCAUUGUUUUCUGUCCCUUAACUUCUUGGUCAAGUGUUUUGGUUCCUGGUGAGGGAAGUACGGCUCUUUGGAUGUGUGUCAGUCAGUCUUUAAGGCUAACAGAAGCAGACCUGAGUAAGGCACACAUAAUUAGAGGCUCCAAUAGCUUUAGAAUUAUUCGUCUUUAUUAUCUUGGGUCAUGCAUGUAUACACUUUGUGAAUCAGACCUACUCCCUUUUUAUAGGUGGGCUUUUGCCAGCCGAGCUUGGCUUAUCACUAAAUAAAGUUUUCUGAAGGCUACAGUGCUUUAUAUAGUUACUUUAUGUUUUGAUUCUGAAACCAGACUGCUGGGAGCAGUGUGGUGUGGCCGCUAUACUUUGAAUGUUGUCACAGGUUUCCAAUACUUUGUUUGGUUCCUUUCAGGAAAUGUGCCCUAACAGUAUGACUUGUCAUUCUCGGUGAUGUGUGUUGUAUUAGGGAGUGGGAGUCUGAAAGUUGGUGUACCUCUCCAUAUUUAAUUUAUAUGAUAAACUAUUGGGUGGAGAGAGGCUGACCCUAAACUCUGGUUCUCCUGCUGACGUGAGGCUGUGAUAAAAGGUGUUUUGUAAAACUCCAGAGGCCACUCUCCCCAUGGCAUUGCACGUGCGCUCCCUGGGCAAGGUGGAGGCUCGAAUUCAGAAAGAACUCUACCAGGGAGAGAGCAAGAGAUUCUAUACUCUCUUACCAGGCUGGUUCCUGAGAGCACUUUUUCCUAAGGGUCUGCAAGUAUGUAGAACUUCUGUUCAAGGCAAAAUGUUCACUAAAUUGUUUCUCCUGAACAUGGUUAGGAAGCUGAUAAUUUUAUUAUCUUGCCUGGAUUACCAGUCCUUCCAGGAUAGUUUUACCAAAGCGAGCUGUUUAGUUUUGACUCACAAGGUAAGACAUCACAGUGGGUUCUCUUUAUGAAUGUGAAAAAAAACCUUAUUUUGUACAGACAGCUUUCCUUUUUGUAACUAAUCCUUUUUACUGGUAAACAUUGUAAAUUAAAAUGUGCAACUUGAA